Penicillium riverlandense is the source of this 282-nucleotide messenger RNA. RefSeq lists its product as uncharacterized. The record is from RefSeq and is a predicted model, not a curated record. Bases 1 to 282 code for a protein of 93 amino acids. NCBI's taxonomy places the organism in Eukaryota, Fungi, Ascomycota, Eurotiomycetes, Eurotiales, Aspergillaceae. The transcript has a single exon.
AUGACCGUCUCCCUCCCCACCACUGCGUUGUUACCAAUGCCGUCCACAGAGCCCGUAGUCUGCAAGUGUGGCAGCAAGGAGGGACAAAACUGGUACCCAUUCGCGACGGCUCUCCUGGGAGCUGUCGCCGGGCUCCUGGGCGUUGUCGCCGCGGGCAUCUCGUGCUUUGUCGCCGCCCGGUAUACAUAUCCGGCUGCCAAGAUCUCCCUCAAGCUUGCCGAGGACCAGAAGAAGGAAGGCGACAAGGGAAAAGAACCCGCCACCGGGGGCGGCGACACAUGA